Messenger RNA from Daucus carota subsp. sativus, 1837 nucleotides. Its product is annotated as peptidyl-prolyl cis-trans isomerase CYP38, chloroplastic. The transcript has 7 exons. The coding region runs from base 240 to 1598 and encodes 452 amino acids. Gene Ontology annotation, molecular function: peptidyl-prolyl cis-trans isomerase activity. Gene Ontology annotation, biological process: protein peptidyl-prolyl isomerization. NCBI's taxonomy places the organism in Eukaryota, Viridiplantae, Streptophyta, Magnoliopsida, Apiales, Apiaceae. The record is from RefSeq and is a predicted model, not a curated record.
UGCACGUAUAAAUCUAUCUAUCCAUCUUAUCCAGAGCGUGAGGUUGACUGCAAAUUGUGAUCUCCAUUCCAACACACCUUCACAACCUUAUCUCCUUCCUCCCCUCCAUAUAUAUUUUUAUUACAUCCCAUUUAUUCACUCUUAUUGCUAUCUAUGUCUAUCUACCACUUUCCCUAUUUCACAUAAACCCUAAUGCCACUCUUCUUGCUUUGAUUACUUCAUUUUUGUAUUCCAUUCUCAUGGCAGCUUUGAUAUUUGCUCAAUCUUCUGCUCCUCUGCGUGUUUCUACUUUGAAUUCUCUUAUAAAUCCCAGAAAAUCUACCCAAUUUGGGGAUCAUUCUUUAGCUUUCAAGGCUUCAAAUAGGACUAAGAGGCCUCAAUGCUCUUCUCAGAUUCCACCCCAGCUUCAGCUUCAGAGUAAAGAUAAAGAUAGGUUCUUUCCUCUAAAGGAAUGUGCGAUUUCUAUUGCGUUGACAGUUGGCUUGUUAACUGCGGUGCCUGCAUUGGGUUGGCCGAGUUUAGCCAGUGCUAGUAGUAAUGCAGCAUUUCCAGAUUUGGCUGUGUUAAUAUCUGGGCCGCCGAUUAAGGAUCCAGGAGCAUUAUUACGCUAUGCUUUGCCUAUUGACAAUAAAGCUGUCAGAGAAGUCCAGAAGCCCCUUGAAGAUAUCACUGAUAGUUUAAAAAUUGCUGGAGUCAAGGCCCUUGAUUCAGUUGAAAGGAAUGUUAGGCAGGCCUCUCGGGCUGAAAAACAGGGGAAGAGUUUGAUUAUAUCGGGAUUGGCGGAAUCAAAGAAAGAUCAUGGUAUUGAAUUACUAGGCAAACUAGAAGUUGGAAUGGAUGAGCUCCAAAAAAUUGUGGAGGAUAAGAAGCGGGAUGCAGUUGCAAGCAAACAGAAGGAGCUACUCCAGUAUGUUGGCGGUGUUGAAGAGGACAUGGUGGAUAGCUUUCCAUAUGAAGUGCCAGAAGAAUAUAGAAGCUUGCCUCUACUGAAGGGAAGAGCAUCUGUGGAUAUGAAAGUAAAGGUGAAGGACAACCCCAACAUAGAUGAGUGUGUCUUUCGCAUAGUACUUGAUGGAUAUAAUGCACCAGUAACUGCCGGAAAUUUUGUUGAUUUGGUGAAAAGGCAUUUUUAUGAUGGAAUGGAGAUCCAAAGAGCGGACGGCUUUGUGGUCCAAACAGGAGAUCCUCAAGGUCCUGCUGAGGGAUUUAUUGACCCAAGUACGGAGAAAACUCGGACUAUACCUUUGGAGAUUAUGGUGGAAGGAGAAAAAGCACCAUUUUAUGAAUCAACUUUAGAAGAGCUAGGUCUGUACAAGGCUCAGACAAAACUUCCAUUUAAUGCAUUUGGAACCAUGGCCAUGGCCAGAGAGGAGUUCGAAAAUAAUUCUGGUUCAAGCCAAGUAUUUUGGCUAUUGAAAGAAAGUGAAUUGACACCUAGUAAUGCAAAUAUAUUGGAUGGCCGAUAUGCAGUGUUUGGCUAUGUGACAGAAAAUGAGGAUUUCCUGGCUGAUCUCAAAGUUGGAGAUGUCAUACAGUCAAUUGAAGUAGUAUCUGGGCUUGAAAAUCUUGUCAACCCGACCUAUAAGAUUGCUGGGUAAAUUCACAGGGUCUGAUAGUAUAUUCAAGAUAUUAUCAGAGUUUCAUUUCAAACGAAACAGAUGGUAUAAUCUGUUAGGUUUUGCUAAACUGAAUCCAUUCAUUGCAAAAGAGUCAGUAUUUGUAGAGUUAAAAUGAUUGAUCUGUUCACACAGGGUAACACUGAGAUGUAACAAACAAGGCUACUUUAAACUUUUCACUUUUUUGUAUUUAUAUGGAUGUCACAUACUGUAUCCCCUUA